Molecule: messenger RNA, 3353 nt
Organism: Musa acuminata subsp. malaccensis (wild Malaysian banana)
Lineage: Eukaryota; Viridiplantae; Streptophyta; Magnoliopsida; Zingiberales; Musaceae
Source: RefSeq, a predicted model, not a curated record
GAAGACCGACCUCUGUCUCGGCGUACCUUCUGUCCCUACCCGAGGAACAAAUCGGUCACCUUCUCCCCUACCGCCACUGACCCCCGUGCGAUCGUUGGGAUCGAGCCAGGUGAUAAAAUUCGUUGUACAUUGCACCUCCGGAAAUGAGUUUGGACAGUGAAGAUCAGGAACUGCUCGAAAGAAAAUAUGUAUCUGAAAAGCAGCCUAAAGUAUCAUAUACAAGAGAAUAUCUUUUGUCUUUUAGCAACUUGGAUAUUUGCAAAAAAUUGCCCAGUGGAUUUGAUGCUUCAAUAUUGAGCAGUGAGUUCGAUGAAGCAUCAAUUAUUGUAAAUGAGCAACAAAGAGGUGUUGGAAGAUUAACUCAGAGUACAAAGCACAGUGAGUAUGGAUCAUCACCGCCAAAUAGGUUAGAAACCACAGGUAGUUUUCCUCGAGGAAACUUUGGGAGGUGGGAUGCACAUUCGUCUGGAACUAGCAAUAAAGAUGGAGAUGUUCAAUCUAAUCAUGAAGGAAGUACUCAAGACUCUGGUAGGCAUUCUGGAACCCAAUCUCGACGUUUCUUGCAACAUCCUGAGCAUGAUGGACUUCUGGGAAGUGGUACAUAUCCAAGACCUUCAGGAUAUGCAGGAUCCUCAGCACCAAAAGCUAGAAUGGCUGGUCACUUUCAGCUUAAUAGAACUCAUGAACCUUAUCAGCCCCCACGACCUUAUAAGGCUUUACCAUUUCAACGGAAGGAUGAUAAAGAUUCAUGUAAUGAUGAAACAUUUGGUUUGGCUAAUUAUUCAAGUGAGGACAGAGUGGAAGAAGAGCAGAGGAGAAGAGAGUCCUUCGAAUUGAUGAGAAAGGAACAACAGAAAGCACUGCAAGGGAAGCAAAAGCAGAUUCCUGAUAACCAAAAAGAGAAACUUGAUGCCGAUAUUAUUGCAUUACUAGAGAACUCGGCUGAUAAGAAAAGCAUAUUGAAUGAAACUCACAAGGCGGAUGAUUCUUCUUCAUUGUCUAUAAAUGAUUCUUCCAGGCCUCUGACUAUGCGAGUGCCUCUAUCUCGGCCACUUGUACCGCCCGGUUUUUCUAAUACAACACUGAACAAAAUCCUUCCUAUUCAGCCUUCAAACACUAACUCGUCGGAGGCUAGAUUUGUGGAUACUGUGGACAACCUUCCUCUAGAUGGCACUGAUAAUGGUCAAGAAAAGAGGAACCAAACAGAUCCAUUCUUGAACAACAGAAUGCUAAACAAUGGCUCUAUAUCUGAUGUCCUUGUCAAUGACACAGAUAAAAUUGCGAUUCCAGCAUCAGGUCUUGAAGUUAUGAAGCUGUUAGCAGAUGCUGAAAACAUAUCCUGUGCAGCCUCUGGUCUUCACAAAACAAACAAAGUUUGUGAAGGAAUCCUAGAGAAUGAUGAUUCAGGCAAAAAUGAGAAGACUUCUGAGAUUACACACACACUUGUUGAGGAUAGUUCUCUGUUAAUUCUGGAAAAGUUGCUUGGUCAUUCUCUGUCAAAAAGUUCUGGCAGUCCAAUUUCCUCUGAGAAUCAAGAUUUUAAAACAGAUGAAGAGACUUGGGUUCCUACAAUUUCUGAAUCUUCUAAAUUUGCUAGUUGGUUUGUCAAAGAAGAAAACAAGCAUUUGGAUGAUUUCUCAUCAAAAGACUUGCUCACUAUGAUUGUGAAUAACGAGAACGUUGGGUCACCAGCUUCUGUAGAUUCUUCUAACAAAGCGAUUGAGCAUAUGGCACCAAGCUUACCAUUCAAACAUAGUGAUAUGACAAAGAAACUUGAUGCAUCUCCUGCACCUAGUCCUGUUGUACUCACAUGUGAGGACCUUGAGCAGUUAAUCUUGACUGACACUAAAGGCAGCAGUUCAAAUCUGCCGCAUGCUGUUCUGGGAACGGGGAUGACAAAAGAUGGAAAAUUGGAACGGCAAAAAUCUGAAGUUGAUGAUCAUGCGUCACAACAUCUUCUUUCUUUAUUACAGAAGGGGACAAAGAAAGAGAAAGAGAUGGUAUCAGUAACAUCUCCUGCUCUGGAAAUUGGAUCGCUUGAAAGAUUUUCCAUAACUGACACAUGUUCUGGUGUUAAUCUUGGGAUUGUUGAGUCCAAUUCUUGCAACUCUGAGACAGUGUCCAGCUCUGAGAAGAACCUAACACUCGAAGCAUUAUUUGGGUCAGCAUUUAUGAGUGAGCUCCAAUCUGCUCAAGCUCCAGUCUCUGUACAAAGAGUUGUGGAUGAUGGAGUCAACACUACUGCCAUUCCGACAUCGCUUGGAUUGCCAUUUCCAAGUCCAGAUGUCCAAUGUAUUCUUGGCGUUGGCAAAGAGCAAAGAAACUCUCCUGUUGAGGACUUGAAAUUUAGUGCUGCUGAUUUUGAAGAAAAAGCUCCAGAAACGCACUUGCCAGAUGAGCAUAGUUUGAUUUCUGGAAUGACAUCUUCUCAGUUACCUCAUAGGAUCAAUCGUGUGAGGCCUCUUGACCCAGGGUUGGAUCCUCUUAAUAGGAAUCAACAGAUGAAGUCUAUGGGUCCUGAAGGCAUCCAUCAUUGCCCUUACCUUAAUUUUCCUGAAAAUAUUGUUCCAUAUAAUAAUCCACAUCAUGGGAGCGAUCCACGCAUCAAUCCUGCUGCCUAUAAUUUGAUGUUGCAGCAGAUGCCAAUUCCGGGAAACUUUCCCCAACAGGUAUUUCUUCAAGGUUUGCCAAGAGGUGUACCGCUAUCUCAUCCCAUGAAUCAUAUGCAAGGGUACAUACCCAAGAUCAGCAAUGUGCACAAUAUGUCAUUACAUCAUCAGCAGCCAAAUUAUGAUGGCUUGGGAAUGGGAAUGCAAGGAUCUCUUGUUGGAAGUGGCGGAAAAAAUCAUCCGGAGGCAUUUCAGAGGCUGAUCGAGAUGGAACUGAGAGCUAAUGCAAAACCAGUUCACCCUGCGGCUGCUGGCAACAUUCCUGAUAUGUAUGGUCCCGAAUUAGGAAUGAGCUUUAGGUAUAGUUGACUAUUAACAAUGUAGUGCUUUCGUAUAUCACCAGAAGGUUGUUGAACCCCUUGUCUGCGCCUCGGUGGAUGAUGUUUUUUUUUUCUUUUUUUUUAAUGCUGGUGUCUUUUUGCAUUGUGUAUGAUAGCUUUUCGAAUAGCCUCAACAGGAGGUCUGUAUGUUGAACACUCCCCUCCCAGAAGAAGAACAAAGAAGUAGGAUGUAGUUGAUGGCGAUCCAGAUGAGAGGGAGUCGGUUCUUUUUUUGUACUGUGUCAGUAGCUCAUUAGAACAAAACUUUUUAAGGUUCUGCUCUAAGCCUCUAGACUGUUUUAGUGUCGGCAAGAGGACAUGGUAGGGUUUGAUAUCGGUGCAAUGCUAAAACUCUUUUUUCAGA